AUGUGCAUCGACUACACCAGUCUCAAACGUGCCUGCCCCAAGGACCCAUUCGUCCUACCGCGAAUCGAUCAGAUCAUCGACGCGGUCGCGGGGUCAGAAUCUCUAUGCUUCCUCGAUGCAUACUCCGGGUACAAUCAAAUAAAGAUGGCAGUGGAAGACCAGGAGAAAACGGCUUUCAUCACGCCGCUCGGCGCCUACUGCUACACGGCCAAGACCUUCGGCCUCAGAAACGCCGGAGCUACUUACCAGCGGUGCAUGAACAGCUGUCUGGAAAGCCAAAUUGGACGCAACGUCCACGUCUACAUAGGCGACGUGGUGGUCAAGUCGACUCGGCAAAACGACUUAAUCGCCGACCUCGCCGAGACCUUCGCCAAUCUGCGGCGCUACCAGAUCAAGCUCAACCCCUUGAAGUGCACCUUCGGGGUCCCUUCCAAACAACUCCUCGGCUACAUCGUUUCCAAACGCGGCAUCGAGCCCAACCCGGAAAAGACUUCGGCAGUCAUGCGAACCAAGCGACCAACCUGCCUUGUCGACGCGCAGAAACUCGCCGGGCGAGUCGCAGCCCUCAGUCGCUUCAUCCCCCGACUCGGCAACAAGGCCAUGCCACUCUACCGUCUCCUGAAGAAAUCAGACUCGUUCGAAUGGACAGACGAAGCGCAGAAGGCCCUGGAAGAACUCCAGAAUGCCUUGAGAAACGCUCCUGUCCUCGCGCCCCCGCUUCCACAAGAAACCAUGCUGUUGUACGUCGCCGCCUCCAGUCGCGCAAUAAGUGCAUUCAUGGUCGUUGAGCGCAAGAAGGAAGGGAAAGAUCAGCUGACUCAACGACUAGUCUACUACAUCAGCGAAGCCCUAAUCAAGUCGAAGCAGCGGUGCCCGCACUACCAAAAACUGUCGCACCACGCCAUCAAGUCCCAAGCACUAGCCGACUUCCUCGCCGAUUGGGAAGAAGCCCAGCAGCCGAGCUCCCCGGCGGACCUCAAGCAUUGGACACUACACUUCGAUGGUUCCAAAAACCUCGAAGGAGCAGGAGCAGGGGUCGUCCUCACUUCGCCUAAAGGCGACAUCGUGAGAUACGUCCUGCAACUCCGAUUCGAGCCCUGCACCAACAACAUGGCCGAGUACGAGGCACUCCUUCACGGCAUACGCAUCGUGAAAGAAAUGGGCGCAACACGACUACGUUGCCUCGACGACUCUGAUCUCGUCACCAGCCAGACAUCCAGCACCUGCGAUGCCACCGAUGCCAACAUUAUCGCCUACAAGCGAGCGGUCAAACAGGCCGGCGCCAGCUUCGCCGGCCACGUCGUCGAGUGGGUCGACGGGCGCAAGAACAAAGAGGCAGACGCACUAGCCAGGCUCGGGUCCAAGCGACUCCCACCCCCUCCAGGCGUCUUCCUCGACAUCCUUACUCACUCGUUGGUGCGCACGCCGCGGGAGAUCGACAUCGCCAAACCACCCGCACCCGACUCCGUCCUAGUCGCACUCGCCUCCGACACUGGGGAUUGGACGGAGCCAUACAUAAUCUACCUCGAGCGCCAGUUAUUACCGAUGGACGAGACAAAGGCACGCACGCUCGUACGCCGCUGCAAGUCCUUCACCAUCAUCAACAAUGAGCUCUACAAACGCCGCGUUUCCGGAGUAUUCCAGCGGUGCAUUCCCGCUGAUGAAGGGCGCAAGAUUCUGCGCGACAUCCACGCAGGCGACUGCGGACACCACGCAGGCGCGCACUCGAUAGUAGCCAAAGCCUUCCGGCAUGGCUUCUACUGGCCAACAGCCCAUGAAGAUGCAGUCGACCUCGUCCGCGCAUGCGCCGGAUGCCAGAAAUACGCGAGCCAGUCGCACAUGUCGGGCUCGGCACUGAAAACCAUACCCCUCACCUGGCUAUUCGCCGUCUGGGGCAUGGACAUGGUGGGAAAAUUCAAGACAGCCCCUGGCGGCAUCAUCACGGACAACGGCACCAACUUCGCCAAGGGAGAAAUGGCCGAUUUCUGCGAGGAAACAAGCAUCCGACUUGACCUCGCGUCAGUCGCACACCCCGAGUCGAACGGGCAAGCAGAAAGGGUGAACCAGAGCAUCGUCCACGGAAUCAAGCCACGACUGGUGGUACCCCUGGAGCGCGCGGCCGGAUGCUGGGCCGAAGAACUCCCAGCCGUACUCUGGGGCAUUUGCACAACACCGAACAGGUCGACUGGCUUCAUGCCCUUCUUCCUGGAUUACGGCGCCGAAGCUGUCAUGCCCACCGACAUCGCCCAUGAUUCACCACGAGUCGCCAACUAUGUCGAAGAAGAGAACGAGCAUGCUCGGCAAGACGACGUCGACCUCCUCGACGAGGCACGAGACCUCGCACUCUCCAGGACAGCCAUUUACUAG
Messenger RNA from Lolium perenne, 2367 nucleotides. NCBI's taxonomy places the organism in Eukaryota, Viridiplantae, Streptophyta, Magnoliopsida, Poales, Poaceae. The record is from RefSeq and is a predicted model, not a curated record.